Aethalodelphis obliquidens (Pacific white-sided dolphin) is the source of this 6143-nucleotide messenger RNA. RefSeq names its product coiled-coil and C2 domain containing 2B (gene CC2D2B). The transcript has 34 exons. NCBI's taxonomy places the organism in Eukaryota, Metazoa, Chordata, Mammalia, Artiodactyla, Delphinidae. The record is from RefSeq and is a predicted model, not a curated record. Bases 1 to 4329 code for a protein of 1442 amino acids. Gene Ontology annotation, biological process: non-motile cilium assembly; protein localization to ciliary transition zone. Gene Ontology annotation, cellular component: ciliary transition zone.
AUGAAAAAGAUUUCAAAGAGAAAAGAAGAUAUUUUUAGAAAAAUGUCAGAAGACACAGAUAACAUUGCAGUAGAAGAAAAUGUAGACAAGCAUCUCCAGAAAGAUUUAAAUGUGGAAGAAAAUCAAGACAUAAUAGAAACUCUGAGAGGCAAAGUAAGAGAAAAGCUAAAAAAUGCCAAGAUUAAUCAAGGCAAAAAAUCUUCAACUCAGCUUCUCAUUGAUAAUAAGAUAUAUCAGUGGUCUAAGGUGAAUAAGCAGACUGAAGUCUCACUGGAUGAAGGUCUUUCGUGUUUUAUUCUGAGUGGUGAAGAAGACUCAACUUUAGGCCAGUCUGCAGAGCAGAGAUCAGUAAAUGAUAGUUACCACAAACACUUUUCACUUGGUGAUAAUUUUCAAAACUUUGCUGAGGGCCGAGAUGAAGAUUUUAUGGAAGAAGUCGUUUUCCUAGAUUUACUUGAAGUAAAGGCUGCCGAUUAUGAAGAUGAUCAAGAACAAGUAAAAAAACAACAGGCAAAUAUUUUUGUUCCAAGCAAUUCUCCGGUGAUCAACCAACUUAAACUGCCAAAAGAUAUGAUGCCACGCAUUUUAGAAGAAGAAGGAUUCUAUGUUCACAAAAAGCCAGAAAUAUAUAAAAAGACCUGCAACAAAAUGGAAAAUCGCCUGCUUAAACUAGAAGAGGGGAAGUGUUGGUUUGAAGAAAGUGGAGAAAUAAUGUCCUUACCUUCACCUGUUAGACGGUCAUGGAAUUUCAGACUAAACAUAAGUAAGGAACCUUUAAAUCCAGCACUGAAGACCAUAUACAGAAAGGCAGUGAAAUCUGAUCUAGAAAGCUCUAUUAGGAACAAAAUGGAAGGUCAAAGGGAAAGGUACCAAUUAGAUCUCAACAUUGUGGGUUUGCAAUUCAGUCAUCAUCCUCUCUUCAAUCAAGAGCAAGUGUUAUGUGCUAGGCUGCUCCAACUUUAUGAGUGUUUUCAGGACAGGCAGCAACAGAAUUUACCUCAGCUGCUUUAUGAGAAGCUUAAAGCACUGAAGGAUGCUACCAAAUUAGCAAACGAAAAUUUGGAAACAAGCCAGCUGACCAGAAAAUCUUUACAGGAUUAUUAUUGGCAGAUAAGGAAUACAAAACAGCUCUAUGACUUAGAAAAGGAAAAGGACUUCUCCCUACUACAGAGUAUAUUAUGGACUUGGAAACAGAUGAAAUCCCUUCGACAACGCCAAGGGUUUACAAGCACCUCGAUAAAGUUGCAGUUUCAGAGGAUGAAAAUGAAUAAAUAUGAUGAACAAAAACAAGAAUUGUCAAAAAUAUAUGAGAUUCAGAAGAAAACUGAAGGAAAAGCAUUUAAGAAUGGGGAGAAACAGGAGAACUUCUCAUAUUUAGCUUCAGAAUUUGAAGAAAUAGAUAUUGAAAGAAUAAAUCCAAUUACCUUGAUGCCACAAAUUUCUUUCACAGCAGAAUUAACAAACUUAUCUAGAUGUUCACUGCAUGAACAAAAGAGGAGAGCCAAAAUUCAGAAGCUUAAAUAUUUUAUUAAAAUAUUAUACAACAAUAAACAAGUUUCUUGCACUUCAGUAUCUCCCCUACAGUUUGAUUUUAAAGUCAUGUUUCAACAAAUUUUCAAUAUUCAGUUAAUAUAUUGGCCUGAAACAAUUUGCUUGGAGGUUUAUGAAAUAAGUAAAAGGACAAGCUUAUUGGCAAAACUACAUUUACCCUUACCUAAAAACACAGAGCUAAAAAGCAAAACUGUUUUGGAAUAUGUAGAAUUUAGCUCUGAUCAGCUGGUCAUACCUGCAUAUGGAGAAGUAGGAAGCAAUGUGCCCUUUCUUCUUGAGGGAAACGGAACUGAAGAACUUUGUCUUUUGACUUCAGGAAAACUAAGCUAUUCUCUCUCAUGGGCCUUAGAUGAAAAUGGUGUUCCUCUGACACCUAUGUCACAGUCAUUAAGAUCUGCUUACUGCAGUGUGUUUAGGGAUGUAGAUGCAAGAGGUGUUCCUGGAAUUCCAUGGCUAAUUAAUGCACAGAAGCUUUUUGAAUGGGCAAAUGAGGUCAGAAUUGACCCAAAUAAUCCAGAAUAUUCUGAUUUAAUGGAAUUUGUUAUGUACAUGAAACAUAAAGAACAGGAUAUUCCAAAGUAUUUUCGUCUCAGACAGUUGCAAGAUGAAUUUAACUUUGUUUCUGAAGAGGAAAUGAAAAAGAGUAAACGUUUCCAGCUAUUGCAACUUAGAAAUGCAGGUCAAUUAGAUGUUUUCCUUCUGCCGCAAAUGCCUCUCUAUGACAGAGAGAUUCCAGAUUUACUCUUCCAGGAAUAUGAAAGUCAGAUAGAGAAGGAUAUGUCCAUUUCAGAUAUGAAUUCUAUUACCGCACAAAGGAUUAAUUCUGCCAAUUUUCUGAAAAAGAUGAGAAGGUCAAUAAUGAAAAGAAUUGCCAAAGUUAGCAAAUUUAACUUAUCAGAUAUUGUGGCUGAUUAUGAAGAAAUUGUAUCUACAAGCCAGUUGACACGUGCAGUUUGUAAGCUUCUUGAACGACGAAGAAAGUUAAAGCCUCAGAGGCAAGAAAGGAAAAAAGUGGCAGCACAGACUAUCUGUGACGGAGAUAUUAAGAUUCUUGUCAGAAUAUUGAGGGCUUAUAAUAUUCCUACAAGGAAAGCAAUAGUUAAUAGAGCCUUGGAUAUUCCUACUUAUUUGAUAUCAUCCAUGUCUCGCCUCAGACAUAAAGAAACAAUCAAAUCCGUAACCUCAGAUGAGAUCUUAAAUGAGGAUACUGUGCACCCCUUUGUGGAAGUUUCCUUUCAGCACACUGUGUACCAAACCAGUGUUGCAAGUGGAUCUCAUCCAUGCUGGAAUGAAGAAAUUAAAGUAGAUUUUAUCUUACCAGGACAUGAUUAUAGCGUCUCAAGCUUAUCUAAAAUAAAAGAUAAUAUAUAUAUCAACAUUUUUGAUGAAAUGAUUAUUGAAAAACAUGAGGAUCACAGUUUCAAGAGCUGCAGUGGUCAUUCAUAUAUAAGAAAGAAUUGGCUUGGAUCCAUUGUCUUCCCUUUCUCUGCUCUCCUGCAACAAUCUGAGAUUAGUGGAACAUUUCAAGUAAAUAUUCCACCAGUUUUGCUUGGGUAUACUUGGAGUGAGACUUACGUGUCUCCUAAAGAAGAUUAUAAUGGACAGAAUUUAAAAGAAUGCACCUUCUUAAAUAUUUUUGCUACUAUUGAACCUCAAAUAUCAUAUGUCAUCUGUAAUCCAGAACUAAACAAGUUUUCAGGUCAAAUAGAUGUUUUGGAGAGAGCACAGAUUUUUAAAAAAAAUUGUAAGGCAUUAUUUCCUGAACGAAGAAUCACAACUACUGUUUUUAAUGAUGAAGGGAUACAGAUCUUAGUAACAAGAUAUAUCAAGGCAUUGAAUCCACCUCAACAACUCCUGGAUAUAUUUCUUCAUGAUUCUAAUGCAACACUUGACCUCGUUGCUCGCUUUGUAUCUUUGAUUCCUAUUAUGCCUGAUACACUGGAUGAAAAUGAUGGUUUUGAUAUAUGGAUGACAUCAGAGCGCUGCAUCAGUUUGGCUAUUGGAAAUAAGGAGGAGCAUGCCAUACUUCUCUGUAAUUUCUUCCUGUAUUUUGGAAAGAAAGCUUUGGUCCUCCUAGGAACCUCGAUGUUGGAAGGGCAUGUGGCUUAUGUAUUAACGCCAGAAACUGAUGAAUAUUUGCUUUGGAAUCCAUUAACUGGGCAAUGUCAUAAGCAGUUUGACCCAUUUUGUCCCUUACAAAGUGUAGAUUGUUUGUUUGAUGGUGAAAAUGUCUGGUUUAACAUUCAGCAAAAUAAUUCACCAGGGGCUGUAUAUUUUGACUAUUCAAAGGAAAGUUUCUGGAAACAGUUGCUUCCAAAAAAUUAUCAAGGGACGAAAGCACAAAGCAUACAGCCUGAAGAAAUAAUUUAUUCUGAUACUAAUAAAAGCAUGGUGGAAGAUCUAAAGAACAGGAUUGAAAGAACUCUGAAAUAUAAAAUAAUGGAAUGGCGACCUAAACAGCCAACACGUUGGAAUAGACAAUGUACUUUCAUUUUAAGACAAAUCCUUCCUAAGUUAGAGCUUGGCACCGGAAACGUUGUUUCAUCUGAAGAAGAGAGUGAAUUUGAAAGACUGCUACAAUUUUAUUGGGUCGCAGGAUUUCCUAUCCAGAUGCCAUACACUGAUGUACAGUCAGUUAUUGAUGCUGUGUAUCAAACUGGAAUUCAUUCCUCUGAAUUUCCUCAGACAGAAUUUGCUCUAGCUGUGUAUAUUCACCCCUACCCAAACAACAUAUUAUCUGUUUGGGUCUAUUUGGCUUCAUUAGCGCGGUAUCAGUGAAAAGGAAUAAGGGAAAAGGGAAAGAUUGUACAUAGCCCCCCUCCAACCAGAAGCCAAACUUUUCUAGUACUUGGGAUUUUCCUAUUUAUCCUCAAAUCCAGACAGGUGUGAGCCCAAUUUUUGGUUCACUUAUAGAGUUGGGCACAAGACUCACUCCCUGAGUCUUUGAGGACAAGCAUAAAUGACCUCCUCACCGGAGACCUCGUCAGGGAGGACACUUUGGGAAGUCUGGCGCCUUGGGUCGCUGUCUACGGUAGGUCUUAUUCUGGGAAAGAAGCAAUUCUGACUUCUCUCUGAAUCAGUGUUACUCAAAUUGGGGGCCCCACACCACCUCCAUCAAAAUCACCUGGAAAGCCUUAUUGAAAAUGCAGAAUCCCACAUCCCACCCAGGACCUACUAAAUGGGGAUCUCUGGGAGUACAGCUCCAGAACCUACAUUAUUUUAAACAAGCUCCCCAGGUAACUCUCUUGACCAGUUAAGAGUGACAACCUUACCUUAUAGAGUGUUGUCUUUACUGAAGUGAGGCUAGUACAUCUGAUGCUGGUUCUGAUGGAAUUCCAGGCAGAAGUUAUUCAAAUAGAAACCCAAGGUCAUUGCUUCUCGUGAGAUAAAAGAUUAUUUCACUGGUUAAGAAUAAGAGGGAAAUAUGCCGUGUUGGGUUGAGGGCCGCUUCUGGCGGCUUCUCAGAAAUUUUCUCUUUAGAUGCCACUGACCUGAAGUCAUUUCAUCUCCAAGUAUUUGGAAGGGACUCCCAGGAGACACUACCUAAAUGCUUUCCUGAUUCUGUGAGAAAGAGAGAAAAUGGUCUUACCAAAUCCCAGAGCUCCUUUUUUUCUUAAUGAGCAGCCCCCCAUUCUGCCUCUGGCACUUUUCUGCUGCUUUUCUUUCACAACGGUGCCCCCCAGGAGACCCAUCUAGGGCCUCAAGAAAGAGUGGAUAGGUAUCUAAGUAGGAAACACUGUACUUUCUUGUAUUUGAUUGUUCUGUGCUUCAUUGAGAAGAGUAGUCAUACAGUUUAUUUAAAUGUUACAUAACAACUUAUUUUUUUUAAUCAAAAGAUACAGAUUUCCAAAGGUUUUAUAUGAUGAGAGCAGUUUUAUAUGAGGUAAAAGUCAUAAAAAGAAAAUUCGCUUCUCCUGCUGUAGUGGCACUGGGGCUUCUUGAGUCACUCCCACAAGCAGAGAGCAGAGACCCCAAAUUCAUCCUCAGGGAACCCUCAGUCUGUAUCCCCUCCCCCAAUAUACCCGCAUAGGUUGAUGCCAGAGAAGACCUCAUUUAUUUGCAGGGUGUUAGUCUCGGACCAAACUCAAGAUUACUAGAAGAGUAGAAAGAGUGGGCAUGUGGGUAAGGAGAAUGCUUUCUCUGCAAGGUUAAAACCUAGUUAUAUAUGUCCUCUGACAUGCAUGAGAAAAAUGAUCAGAAUUUUUGUUUUUAUUUGAAUGUUUGUGUUUAAAUGCUAUAGGAAGUUUUGUUAUUAACAAGUCUCCCACACUGAUUGGGGUAGCACAGAAUUGUAUCUAUGAAAAGACAAGUUUGCCAAAGAAAUGCUGAAUUCAUGCAGUUCAUUUUUGUGACACACUGAAUGUUUACAUAGCUAUUUUGCUAAUCGUUUGUGGUUUUAGAAUUGAUAGUCCACUUGAGAGUAAGGUAGAAAGUGUUCAUAGGCACGUGUGUAUUGUAUUCUGUAUUAUAUGCAUUUUUAAAUAUGUGUAUGUGUUUCUCAACUAAAAAUUUUUCCUAAAAAUUGUGAUUGUCUAUAAUGAACCAAUGUUUUCAUUUUACUGUUUUAAAAAUACAUGAUAUUAAAUUUAACA